AACGCUGCCAGAUAUGCACUACAUUUAUCAUGUGUUGUUGUUGUUUAAUUUGAAAAGCCGGUAAAUUUGUGUUAUGUAUGCAGCCGCAUCGCAAUUGCCGAAAUAUCCAGCUCCAUGCAGUCGACUUGGCCAACGUUUGGUCAGCUAUAUGCUAGGCAUCGAAACCUCCUGCGAUGACACAGGCAUAGCCAUAGUAGACACAACCGGUCGGGUGCAUGCCAAUGUGCUUGAGUCUCAGCAGAAGUUUCAUACGCGUUACGGCGGCAUUAUACCGCCACGUGCUCAGGAUCUUCAUAGAGCGCGCAUUGCAGCUGCCUAUGAGCGGUGCUUGGAGCAGGCGCAACUGCAGCCGGAGCAGCUGGCCGGGAUUGCGGUGACCACACACCCGGGCCUACCCUUGAGCUUAAUUGUGGGUCUGCGCUUUGCACGCCAUCUGGCACGCCGCCAUCGUAAACCUAUGUUGCCCGUACAUCACAUGGAGGCGCACGCCUUGCAGGCGCGCAUGGAGCAUCCGACUGAAAUAAGUUAUCCAUAUCUUUGCCUGCUCAUUAGCGGUGGCCACAGCCAGCUGGCAAUGGUUAAUGGACCUGGUCGGCUGACGCUGCUUGGCGAAACACUGGAUGAUGCACCCGGCGAAGCAUUUGAUAAGAUUGCACGACGUCUGCGGCUCUAUGUGCUACCACAGUAUAGACUGUGGAAUGGCGGGCGGGCCAUCGAACAUGCUGCUCGGGAUGCCAAGAACCCGACUGCAUUCGAGUUUCCAUUGCCUUUGGCGCAACAGCGCAAUUGCAAUUUCAGCUUUGCGGGCAUCAAGAACAAUUCCUUUCGUGCCAUACGCAAACAGGAGCGCGAGGAGCGAACACCUCCAGAUGGCAUCAUUAGCAACUAUCGGGACUUCUGUGCGGGCCUCCUAAAUGCAGUUAGUCGCCAUCUGAUGCAUCGGACGCAACGCGCUUUGGAGUACUGUUUGGAGCGGCAGCUCUUUGGAGCAGCGCCGCCCACACUUGUCAUCUCGGGGGGCGUGGCGAACAAUGAUGCCAUUUUUGAGAAUCUGAAGCAUUUGGCCAGCGCCUACAACUGCCGCUGCUAUCGACCGUCAAAACUCUACUGCUCCGACAAUGGAGUCAUGAUUGCCUGGCAUGGCAUCGAGCAGUUACUCCAAGAUCCGAAGCAGAGCCUGCGACUGGACAUUGACAAAAUCGACGUAGCAGGCAGCGCUGGAUUUCAGCAGUCGAUGAUUGCCGAUGUAGAACUGGCGGCCAUCAAAUGCAAGUGGAUUAAAGCGCUCUAGUGGAGCACGAUCUUUAAAAGAGAAAUCUAUAUACUAUAACUGUUGUUAUAAAGAAGUACUAAAACUUAUAAGAUUUUGUUAAUAUAUGCAGACAAUGCUGAUUAAGUCAUCUGAAGUUAGUCAUAUAAUGUACGAUUCAUCCUAUGUCCACGCUCACUGCAAUAACUAUUUAAGUACUUAACUUUUGAUAGUCAUAGAGCUAAGAACAAAGACUCUACAGUAAUCAAUAAAAACAAAGAAAACGCUCCACUUUGUCAUAUACAUUAUAGCAAAGUCCGAUCCGAUAUAUAAAAUACUUGGAGUAUAUAUAUUUUAAUGGUAUGGCACUAAAGUAAUUGAUAAUGAGUUAAGCAAAACAGCUUACGAUGAAUCAAUAUACGAUGACUGUUGGAGCCCCACACGUAUAUAUACUGAUUGAUUCAAUGUGUAGGCCUGACCUAAGACAAGUUUUGAAAAUAACUGGACAAUACACUUGGAUAGCAAGCCUAAGUAUAGAUGGCAUUCGGUUUAUAUAUAGAAAGUAUACUACAUGAAUCUAUAUAUAGAAAGUAUGCUUGAUGAACCCACAAAAAGGUUUUGGUUCUGCAUCCCUUUCUAGCUCAUAGCACUCGUCAAACUCUGUAGGUUCAUAUAAGAUAGUAAGGAAUUAACUUGUAGAUAUAUGUAGACACAUACGAAUAUAGAUUUAUCUACACGUUUAUACGGAAGCAGACAUCCUUGUAUAGAUAUAGAUACAUCCCUAUUCACACAUUUGUAGAUUAAUCCAACAAUAGAUAUAUCAUUCUAUAGAUAUAGAUACAUCCCUUCAUAGAUAUAAACACAUCCAGUUAUAUAUAUAAUUACAUCUUUAUUCAGAUAGAAAUGUAUCCUUCCAUAGAUAUCGAUUCAUCCCUAUCAAGUUAGAGAUAAGUCCUUAUGCAUCCUCAUACAUACUCACAUAGAUACCUUUGUUUAACCACAUAGAUCUCCCCGCUUUAUCGACCCAAAGUUGAUUUCAUUUAGUUUGUUUAUACAUUAUAUAUAUAUGUAUAUAUAUUUGUUUUGUUUUUUCUUUCUUGUUUUAUUAUAUUAUCUGAAAUCAAUAAUGUCAAAUCUCUAAUGUCUAAAAAAAAAAAUGUAAAAAUUGA
Molecule: messenger RNA, 2418 nt
Organism: Drosophila mojavensis
Lineage: Eukaryota; Metazoa; Arthropoda; Insecta; Diptera; Drosophilidae
Gene: Tcs4
Product: probable tRNA N6-adenosine threonylcarbamoyltransferase, mitochondrial
Exons: 2
Coding region: 74-1291 (405 amino acids)
Biological process (GO): tRNA threonylcarbamoyladenosine modification
Cellular component (GO): mitochondrion
Source: RefSeq, a predicted model, not a curated record